Molecule: messenger RNA, 1973 nt
Organism: Diospyros lotus (date-plum)
Lineage: Eukaryota; Viridiplantae; Streptophyta; Magnoliopsida; Ericales; Ebenaceae
Product: FRIGIDA-like protein 4a
Exons: 3
Coding region: 191-1756 (521 amino acids)
Source: RefSeq, a predicted model, not a curated record
AGCAGCAGCCCUUUCUGUUAGACACCGCAACGCGUGUCGCCUCGCCGCCUCGCCGCGUCAUCGCUCGUCCUCUUCCUUCAGCCCUUUUGGUUUAUCGUCACCGCCAUUACCUGUUUUCUCUUUCUCUUCAACUUCUAGUUCUAGGGUUUCCUUCCUACUGCUCUUUCUGUUACGAAUCUGAACUUUCGCAAUGGGUUCUAUCCCCGAUCCGGACGGCGAGUUAGACGAGUUACUACCGGCUCCGGGCUUCGAUGAAUUUCAGAGGCAGACCUCUCUGAUGACGAGCUGUACUCUUCUCUGGAAGGAGCUUUCUGAUCACUUCUCCUCGCUCGAACGAAACCUCCAGGACAAGUCCGACGCGCUCAAGCGCAAGAUCCAGACCCUGGACUCCCAAACCGAGCAGUCCCUGCAGGUUCUGGAGACUCGGGAGGUCACGAUCGACGGCUCGGUCUCGAUCGCGCUGAAGAAGGUGGAGACGGCUCUCACUGCUCUCCAGGACAAGAAGGAGGCCGUUUGUGAAGGCGAAGUGGAUGAUCUCCAAGGCUUGUUGCUGAAGCUGCGAUCUUACUGUGUUAAGAUGAAUUCCGAGGGGCUUUGGAGGUUCUUGGUUGGGAAGAAGAAGGAAUUGGACUCGUUGAGGGUUCAAUUUCCGGUGGCGUUGAGUGAAUGUGUUGAUCCGCCGAGGUUUGUGCUGGAGGCGAUCUCGGAGGUGUUUCCUGUGGACAAGAGGGAGGAGAAGGGUGGUGAAAGAGGGAACGAUUUGGGCUGGGCGUGCGUUUUGUUGCUGGAGUCGUUGAUUCCGGUGGUGGUGGACCCAAUUUUAGGGGAUUCGAGGCUGCUGGUGACGCCGAACAUGAGGAAACGGGCGGCGGAGAUGGCGGAGACGUGGAAGGCGAGCUUGGACAGCCGUGGUGGAAUCGAGAAUAUCAAGACUCCCGACGUGCAUACUUUUUUGCAGCACCUAGUGACAUUUGGGAUUUUUAAGAAGGAAGAUGUUGAUUUGUAUAGGAAGCUUGUGGUCGGGUCGGCUUGGCGCAAGCAAAUGCCGAAGCUUGCUGUAUCCGUAGGACUCGGUGAUAAAAUGCCUGAUAUGAUUGAAGAAUUAAUCAGCAGAGGUCAGCAGGUUGAUGCUGUGCAUUUUACUUUUGAAGUUGGCCUCCAAGACAAGUUCCCUCCUGUUCCAUUGCUCAAGGCUUUCCUGAAGGAUGCCAGAAAAGCUGCAGAUUCUAUUUCUGAGGAUCCUAACAAUACUGGCCGGGCUGCGCAUCUUGCUGCCCGCAAGGAGCAGUCAGCACUUCGGGCUGUUAUCAAGUGCAUUGAAGAGUACAAACUCGAUGCAGAGUUCCCUCCUCAAAAUCUUAGGAAGCGCCUUGAACAAUUGGAUAAAGUCAAGAGUGACAAGAAAAAGCCAGCAGCUGUCCCUGCCAACAAAAGAACACGGGCAAACAAUGGUGGCCCAAUGCCGCCUGCAAAGGCUGGCCGCUCGACAAAUGCCUAUGUGUCAUCUUUUCCUGCGGCUCCCACAUACAUCAGGUCCCCCUCACACGCUCAAUACCCUGCCGGGGUUCCUGUGUAUCCUGCAGGCCCUGCCAUGUAUGGCAGCCGGAGCCCUCCAGCCAGCCACUAUGCUUACUCACCAGAAGCGGCCUCUCCUCCCCUCACUGGGUCAUAUCCAUGUGCUCCAAUAAGCUAUACUCCUUAUGCAGGUUAUGCCAAUGGUGUCGCACCAGCGUAUCAGCAGGCCUACUACCGAUAGAUUAACUUCCGGAAAUGGUGACACUGAUAUGAUGACUCUAAUUUCUAAAUGUUGUCUAAAUGGUUUGUAAUCACUAACCUUUUAAUGGUAGCGGUAUCGUCUGUGUGUUGUUAAUCUGUAAUCCUGAUCUUCAUCCUGCAUCUUGACUUGUCAAGGACAGGUUCUCAUGUUUCUAAUGUUUAUUAAACUUGUAGUACUAGGUGUUUGUGCAAAUUAA